UCUCAGGGUUGGGUUUCUUGUGGAAGGUUUCUCGUGGACUGGCCUCCACUGUAGGGCCUGUAGGGCACCUGAACUGACCUGACCACAGAUCGGCGGGGCGGAAGGUACAUCCGUGUCGAGGGCCAGCCAGUGUUCGCCAUCUACCGCCCGGGCCUCCUCGCUCAGAAGCUGGAGCCGAUGCUGAAGCUGUGGCGGGCCCUGGCGCUGGGCAGCGGGCUGCCAGGCCUGCACAUCGUCGUCACGGUGGGCCGCUUCUAUCGCGUGGAGGAGGAGCGGCGCUGGUACGGCAGCGGGCUCCUGGACGCGGCGCUCCACUUCGUGGCAGCGGACAGGUGCUGCUGGGAGGAGGCGGAGACGAGGGGCAGCGGCGGCAAGGGGCGAGGUCCCGCCAAGAGGCCGGUGGCCACGGGCGCCGACGCACCCUUCGUGGAGCAGCCGGCGCAGUAUUGGGGUGCCUUCACAGGCUUCGACCGGCGCACCCGCGGCGGCAAGCUGCGACCCCAGGACGUGGUGACGCCCCUGGAGUUCGAGAGCGCGCUGGGGGCGUCCUUCGCGGGCAUGGCGCGGCACCCGGAGCGCGACGGGCUCCCUCCCGGACCUGUACUUCGUCGCCGCCUGGAACGAGUGGAACGAGCAGAACAUCCUGGAGCCCGACGACACGUACCGCUUCCAGCUCCUGGAGGCCCUGAAGAGAAGCCUGGAGAACAUCUCCAUGAGAGUGCCACCGCUCUCGCGGUAGGGGGCCGCGGCCGGGCCUCCCGUCCCAGCGGCGCAGCCCACG
This is a messenger RNA of Prorocentrum cordatum, 781 nucleotides long. The record is from the annotation of a GenBank genome assembly. NCBI's taxonomy places the organism in Eukaryota, Dinophyceae, Prorocentrales, Prorocentraceae.